CGAGGGGCGUCCCCGGUGCCGGGGGCGUGUCCCCGGUGCCGGGUCCGAGGGUCGCGGCGGUUCCCGGUGUCCCCGGGAUGGUGCUGCCGUCGGGGGUGCGGGAGCGGGUGGCGGCGGUUCACGGGGGCUCGGCGCUGCCCGAGCGGCUCCGCCUGUACGACGGCUGGGCCACUGACUACGACCAGGAUGUGGCGGCCCUGGAGUACCGCGCACCGCAUCUCGCCGCCGCCUCGCUCGCCUUCGCCUUCCCCGCUGCCCCCGCCGGGGCGCGGCUGCUCGACGUGGCCUGUGGCACCGGGCUCGUGGCGCGGGAGCUCCACCGCCGCGGGUUCCGCUGCCUGCACGGCGUGGACGGCAGCGCGGGGAUGCUGGAGCGGGCGCGGAGCACCGGGCUCUACCAGGAGCUGCGGCAGUGUGUCCUGGGCUGGGAGCCGCUGCCCGGGCCCGCAGAGCAGUACGAUGCCGUGACGGUGGUGGGGGCUCUGGGCGAGGGGCAGGUGCCGACCACGGUGCUGCCGGAGCUGCUGCGUGUCACCAAGCCGGGAGGCUUCCUGUGCCUGACGACGAGGAGCAACCCCUCGAACCUGCGGUACAAGCGGGAGCUGGAGGCAGAGCUGGGGAAGCUGGAGCGCUGUGGAGCUUGGCAGAAGCUGCUGGCCCAGGAGGUGGAGCACUGGGAGAGGGCCACCUCGGAGGAGGAGAGCACCCGGGGCACUGGCUACAUCUCUGGAGUGGUCUACCUCUACCAGAAAUGCCCUGUGCCCCCCCUCGAGGAGGACUGAGAGCUGGCAUGGCUCUGGAGGGGGGGUGAACACUUGGCCUCCUGUAUAAAAUUCAACCCAGUGACCCCCUCCUGGAGCAGGGCAGCUGCUGGAGGGGGAUAACAUUUUGAGGGAGUGUCCCCAUUCCCUUCCCCGUGUCCUUCUCCCCGAGGUCUGGGCCUAAGGACCUUGUCUGCUCCUCAGCAUGGGGAGGCUCUCCUAGUCUCACCAGGGUCUCCUGGGCACCACCAUUAGCUCUGACAUUCAAGUAUUGUCCCCAACACCUCAACCCUCACCGUGACAUUUUGCAGACCCACAUGGCUGUUCAGAGCCAUCUCCUGCCCAGGAUGUCUUCUCACUGUGCCCACCUUGGCACUCGUGGUCAAAAUCUGGAUCCUUCUUUGUCUUCCACUCCCAGCCCCCCUGGGCUUUACCUGGGGAGUGCUGGAGGUGGAUCCCCAUCACUGUGUCCUGCAGCCUCCCAUCCUCAUCCUCCCCAGGGGAUAACCCAGUACACACUGAGGUGCAGGAGACCUCCACAUCCAGAGCAGCAGCAGCGGUGCCAAGGUGACACCCAGCUGGAGAGGCUUCCAAGCGCCACAUCCACCUUUCAUCCCACAACAGCUGCUCAAAUCUCUCAUUUUCCCAGAGCUUUGUAGUUAAUGGUCUGGGUGGGAAAUGAGUUUGGAAGGAACUUGGGGAGCUGGUGGCUGCUCCCCACCCAGGAGUCACCCAGCACUGCCUGCCCAGCCUGUUCCCCCAGCCCCUUGCUGUGCUGCCUACACAAUUCCUUCUCCACUGAUCCCUUGGGAAGUUUUUUACCCAAAUCUCUUGCUGGAAUAUUUGAGGUUUUUUCCCUUCCCCCAGACCUGUUCCUGCUCAUCCUGUUCCCAUGGUCCUUGGGAACAGGUUACUUCUUUCCCCUUGGGAGUGUUUCCCAGGUGGGAGGCGAUGGCUGUGUCUGUCCCUGUCCCCCACUCAGGGUAUCCUAGAUCUCCAACACUCACCCUCCUCAUGGCUCCUGCCAUCCUUCCACAUUGUCCCCCCAGGUCUUGGGGUCCCUGUGCCCAUCAUGGGUAGCUGCCCUACCACCCUCUCCCCCCGUUUGUCCCCAGCACUGUCCCCUGGGCAGUUGGGGGUCGUGGCUGUCCCCAACCCUGCACUUGGCUGUUCAAUAAAUCCCCGUCCCCGCU
Pseudopipra pipra is the source of this 1954-nucleotide messenger RNA. RefSeq names its product methyltransferase like 27 (gene METTL27). Gene Ontology annotation, molecular function: methyltransferase activity. The record is from RefSeq and is a predicted model, not a curated record. NCBI's taxonomy places the organism in Eukaryota, Metazoa, Chordata, Aves, Passeriformes, Pipridae. Bases 78 to 782 code for a protein of 234 amino acids. The transcript has 5 exons.